AUGAAGGGUGCUUUGGUUCUAGCCGCGGCUGGGCUGCUUGGCUCUGCCCAGGCUUCCGGUAUUCAGAAGCUCAAGCUCAAGAAGGUCCCUCUUGCAAAGCAGCUCGAGUCUAUUCCCAUCGAUGCACAGAUCCGGGGCCUCGGCCAGAAGUACAUGGGUGCCCGCCUGGGCAGCCAUGCCGAUGAGAUGUUCAAGACCGCCGUCGUUGAGACCGACGACAACCACCCGCUGCCCGUCAGCAACUUCCUCAAUGCUCAGUACUUUGCCGAGAUCUCCAUUGGAACUCCGCCCCAGAGCUUUAAGGUUGUGCUCGACACUGGCAGCUCCAACCUCUGGGUGCCUUCCAGCCAGUGUGGAUCUAUCGCCUGCUACCUCCACACCAAGUAUGACUCCGAGUCUUCGUCGUCGUACAAGUCCAACGGCAGCGCCUUUGCCGCCCAGUACGGCUCGGGCAGCCUGAGCGGCUUCGUGUCGCAAGACACAGUGUCUAUCGGCGAUUUGAAGAUCGUUAAGCAAGACUUCGCCGAGGCCACCGAGGAACCUGGCUUGGCCUUUGCCUUUGCCCGCUUCGACGGCAUCCUGGGCCUGGGCUUCGACACCAUCUCGGUCAACCACAUUGUGCCUCCCUUCUACAACUUGAUCAACCAGAAGCUCAUCGACAGCGGUGUCUUUGCCUUCUACCUCGGCAACGCCGAUUCUGACGGCGAUGAUUCCGAGGCCGUCUUUGGCGGUGUUGAUAAGGCGCACUACACCGGCAAGAUCACCACCAUCCCGCUGCGCCGCAAGGCCUACUGGGAGGUUGAUCUUGACUCCAUCUCGCUGGGCGAGGACACUGCAGAGCUCGAGAACACUGGCGUGAUCUUGGACACCGGCACUUCCCUGAUUGCCCUCCCGUCCAGCCUCGCUGAGAUGCUCAACGCCCAGAUUGGUGCCAAGAAGGGCUACAACGGCCAGUACUCUGUUGACUGCAGCAGGAAGAGCAGCCUGCCCGACGUGACCUUCACGCUGAGCGGCUACAACUUUAGCCUGCCUGCGUCUGACUACAUCCUCGAGGUCUCUGGCAGCUGCAUCUCUACCUUCACGGGCGUGGACUUCCCGGAGCCGGUGGGCCCUCUGGCCAUCCUCGGCGAUGCCUUCCUGCGCCGCUACUACUCCAUCUAUGACCUUGACAACAACACCGUUGGCCUGGCCCUGGCCAAGAAAUGA
Messenger RNA from Grosmannia clavigera kw1407, 1206 nucleotides. Its product is annotated as aspartic endopeptidase pep2. Gene Ontology annotation, cellular component: fungal-type vacuole. Bases 1 to 1206 code for a protein of 401 amino acids. Lineage: Eukaryota; Fungi; Ascomycota; Sordariomycetes; Ophiostomatales; Ophiostomataceae. Gene Ontology annotation, molecular function: aspartic-type endopeptidase activity. The record is from RefSeq and is a predicted model, not a curated record. The transcript has 3 exons. Gene Ontology annotation, biological process: proteolysis.